CGCUAGCCGCGUGCCACGACGGGGGCGGAGUCCUACUGGAGCGGAAUCCUCAUUGGUCAAUGUGCAUCCUGGAGGCGGGACUGCGCAUGCCUCGAUAGUCUCCGCGGAGACCAGGCGGGAAUCCUCGCAGGCAGGGCAGCGCGACUCUAGAGAAAAUCAAGAGAUGAGUUUUAACGUCUGGACUGUCAAAGAGAUGCUCAGUGUUCCUUCAGGCUCUGGGACCACUAAGUCAUCUGCCUGGAAUAACAAUCAGACUGAUUAUUCUGCUCUCAGUGAUUCCCAAUUCCUCUUUGGAUCUCAGUUUUGCCCAGAAAAUUCAGAGACCUUGUCAGCACCCUUGGACUUGGGUGCUCACUCGAGACAUGCAAAACAACUACAGCAGAACCCUCUGGAUAGUGAACCUAGUAUUUUCACAAAGUACCAGACAAAACCCCACCUCUUUGGAGGAGAGACAAAGGAUGAAGGGUUAUUUUCUCUUCCUUUGCCAGUUGGAAAAUCGAAAUGCCUCUUGAAGCAGUUUGAGGAGAAAAACCAAAGAGCAAAAGACAAAUAUGACAGUGACACUGUAUACAACUUCGUUUCCCAGGUCAGAGAAAGCAUUCAGAGGUUACAGACAUCUGUGGCAGAGUCUGAGGAACGCCUCAGUUCAAGAAGCCAAGCUAUUUUGGACUCUUUGGAGACUGUAGCUAGGACAUUGCAAGAGACUGCACGGGCCCAGAGCGACGCGAGGUUUGAGGCGGUACAAGAGCAAGGCAAAGCGGAGCAGGCCAUCCUUGAGAUGCAGAGGAAAUUCGAAGCUACACGAGCAGAGUUUACGGAGGUGAAGUCCAGCCUGAGGCGCCUCGAGCUCUCGCUCGCCCAGCAGACUGAGGACCGCCAGCGGCUGCGUGAGCGCCUGGGCCAGCUGCCUGUGCCCGCCGUGCUGGCGGCGCGGGGGCCCGGCGCGCUGGGGGACAGCGCUUCGCAGACGUCGCCCUCCCUGGCGCGG
This is a messenger RNA of Chinchilla lanigera (long-tailed chinchilla), 988 nucleotides long. RefSeq names its product coiled-coil domain containing 36 (gene Iho1). The record is from RefSeq and is a predicted model, not a curated record. Gene Ontology annotation, biological process: homologous chromosome pairing at meiosis; meiotic DNA double-strand break formation; DNA recombination. Gene Ontology annotation, cellular component: condensed nuclear chromosome. Lineage: Eukaryota; Metazoa; Chordata; Mammalia; Rodentia; Chinchillidae.